Molecule: messenger RNA, 1203 nt
Organism: Ipomoea triloba (trilobed morning glory)
Lineage: Eukaryota; Viridiplantae; Streptophyta; Magnoliopsida; Solanales; Convolvulaceae
Exons: 1
Coding region: 1-1203 (400 amino acids)
Source: RefSeq, a predicted model, not a curated record
AUGGAAGGCUUCAAGCGAAGACUACAAAACCUACAGGAUCAAUUUGAAGGCAAGGUGAGGCCUUCCGCUGAGAAUCUAUUAACCUCCUCGCUCUUCGUGGAUGAAAUUAUGGAUUAUCGGGCUCCCGCGGACCUAAAAAUCCCGAAACAUGCUACUUUCGAUGGGACGGGGGAUCCCCGAGAACAUCUGGUCAGUUAUCAAGCCAAAAUGCAAGUCUUAAGGGUGGAAGAGCCACUUAUGUGCAAGGCUUUUCUCCCUACUCUCAAGGGACUCGCCCAAAAAUGGUUUUUGGCACUGCCAAGCCGUUCCAUUCGGUGCUUCAAUGAUUUGGCCGACCAAUUCCUUACUCAUUACGCCGUAAACAUCAAGCCGCAGCGCAAUCUUACCCACCUGAGCGGGAUCAGUCAAGAUGAGGGAGAAGCUCUGAAGACGUAUCUGGCUCGUUGGCAAAAGGAGGUACAAACUAUCGAGGGGUUAGAUGAGCAAGUGGCUAUCACCUUUUUCAUGGAGUCGCUCCGAGCGGGCAAACUGUUUAUUGAUCUUCACAAUGAUCGCCCAAAGACGUAUGUGGAGGCUAUCCAAAGAGCCAGUCGUCAGGCAGACACGGAAGAAGCUGUGAGACAAAAACGACAGCGAGAAGCUGCCGGGUCCAGCGCUAAGCGAUCACGACCUGAAUCCAGGAGUCGAACGGAACCUGAGCGCCCUAGUCGCACUGAGGUACGACGAGGAUCUGAGAGGGUGGGGGCUCCGCCCCCUCGCCUUACCGUGGCCCAACCCGUGCAUGAGGUAAAAGAUACCUUACCUCCCCCUCCGCCUUUGAAACCUGGAGAUCAGCCCGAGAUCUUGCUUCCGGGAGGGGUCUCGUCGAAAUACUGUCGAUAUCACCGAUCGACUACACAUACUACGGAGGAAUGUUUUUACCUGCGUAAAGAAAUAGAGGCCAUGAUACAGAAGGGUGUUCCACCUCCACCUAAUCAAUGGAGGCGGCAUCCGCGUUCCGAUAAAACCGAUUCGCGCUCUGAUCGAGGAAAACAACCCGCCUCUGAGGAAGAGGAGACUAAUUGGAAGCACAAACCUGUUAUCAACAUGAUAGUAGGAGAACCAGAAGGAGGGGAUUCAUCCGGUUCUCGGAAAGCUUGGGCUCGGCAACUGUAUGUGGGGACCAUCUACGGUCGGGACGACAGUCUAAAAAAGGUAUGUUGA